AUGCAUCUUACUUUAAAAUUUUUGAAUCAGCAACCUAAAAAGUUCGCAAAAAGAUUGGCCAAGCAAAUUGCCGAUUACGCUGCUGGUUCUCUUAUGGCUAAGAAACAAAUUAACAUCCCAGACUCCGAUACACUUAUUGAUCGGUUAAAACUUGAGGAUUUAUUGAAAAGGCGUUUCUUUUAUGAUCAAAGUUUUGCAAUCUAUGGAGGCGUUGGAGGACUUUAUGAUUACGGCCCGAUGGGGUGUGCUCUUAAACAAAAUAUGAUCCAGCUAUGGAGGACUCAUUUUAUUUUGGAGGAAGCCAUGCUGGAAGUUGAAUGUUCAUCUUUAACGCCGGAAAGUGUGCUGAAGGCUUCUGGACAUGUUGAUCGAUUUGUUGAUUGGAUGGUGAAAGACAAGGUGACUGGCGCCUGUUUUCGUGCAGAUCAUUUGAUAAAAAAUCAUGCAGAAGCGAUCAUUAAGGACAAAAAAGCACCUGAAAAUAUAAAGAAGGAACUCGAAAACGUCCUUAUUCGUUUGGAUGGAAUGAGUUGUGCCGACUUGGGUGAAACUAUUCGGAAAUAUGACUUUAAAUCACCGCUCACUGGAAAUGAUGUUACCGAGCCUGUAUCUUUCAAUCUAAUGUUUCCUACACAGAUAGGGCCAACAGGCGAUUUUUCUGCAUUUUUGCGCCCUGAGACUGCGCAGGGAAUUUUCAUUAAUUUUAAGAGACUGCUUGAAUUCAAUCAGGGUAGACUUCCCUUUGCUGCUGCUCAAGUUGGAACUGGAUUCCGAAAUGAAAUCUCGCCUAGACAAGGACUUGUCCGUGUUCGUGAAUUUACAAUGUGCGAGAUUGAACAUUUUGUCGAUCCGUCUGAUAAGAAUCACCCAAAAUUUGAGAAGGUUGCCGACGUUGAAUUGACACUAUUCUCAGCAUGUAAUCAGUUGAAUGAGAAAGGAACAGAAAAGGAUUGUUGGGAUGCUGAAUGUUUAACUACUCACGGAUGGAUUGAAAGUGUUGGCAUUGCUGAUCGGUCAUGUUAUGAUUUGCAUCAGCAUUCAAAAGCUACUGGAGUCAAAUUAGUUGCUGAGAAAAAACUUGCCGAAUCAAAACAAGUUGAUGUUGUAGAAGCAGUGCCUAAUAAAGCUGCUAUUGGAAAGUUGUUCAAGAAUGAGUCUAAGAAGAUAAUUGAUUUACUAAAGAAUUUAUCUCUAGAGCAACUCGAUGAAUUGGAGGAUUCGCUUAAAACUAAUGGGUUACUUUUAAACUUUACUUCUAAAAAUCAUUUAAUUUUUAGAAAAUAUUCUGUAAAAAUUUCUGAUGAUAAAACAAUCGAAUUGGACUCUACGCAUGUUGAAGUUAGGAAAUAUUUAAAAACUGUUCACGUGGAAGAUGUUACUCCAUCAGUCAUAGAGCCUUCAUUUGGUAUUGGUCGAGUGAUGUACGCCGUCUUGGAACAUUCAUUUAGACAAAGGGAAGGUGAUGAAAAGCGUUCGUAUCUUGAAUUGGCGCCAAGUAUAGCUCCUAUAAAGUGCUCGAUUCUUCCUAUAAGUUCAAACAAGCGAUUAGACCCAAUAAUUCAAGCAGUUCGAGAAGAGCUUACAAGUCGGGAAAUCAGUUCAAAAAUUGACGAUAGUAUGGGCUCAAUUGGAAGGCGGUAUGCGCGAACUGAUGAAAUUGGUAUUCCAUUUGGUGUGACAGUUGAUUUUGAUUCGGAGGUCGAACCAUGGACUGUUACUUUACGUUACUGA
Meloidogyne enterolobii is the source of this 1731-nucleotide messenger RNA. The record is from the annotation of a GenBank genome assembly. NCBI's taxonomy places the organism in Eukaryota, Metazoa, Nematoda, Chromadorea, Rhabditida, Meloidogynidae.